AUGUCAGAAAAACAUUCCAAUAAUUCUAAUUCAAUUAAAUCUUCAAACAAAAAAAAAAAAGCAUUAAGUGGAGAUAAAAAACGCACCAAGAUUAAGAAAAAUGAUGAUAAUACUAAUUGUAAUACAUCAUAUGUCUAUACUAGCAGAUCAACAGGAAAUGCAAUCAUGCAUCUCCAAAAUGCGCACGAAAAACCAAACAUAGAAAAACUAAAGUUUAAUAAUAAGCAAGAUGUAUCAAAUAUUAAAAAAUAUUCUGAGGCUUGGCAAAUCCAAUUAAGACAGUUACUUACAACAUGGAUUAUAAAGGAUUCACAGGCCAUUAAUGUUUUAAAAAAUUAA
Dentiscutata heterogama is the source of this 339-nucleotide messenger RNA. The record is from the annotation of a GenBank genome assembly. NCBI's taxonomy places the organism in Eukaryota, Fungi, Glomeromycota, Glomeromycetes, Diversisporales, Gigasporaceae.